Parastagonospora nodorum SN15 is the source of this 1317-nucleotide messenger RNA. RefSeq lists its product as hypothetical. The coding region runs from base 1 to 1317 and encodes 438 amino acids. NCBI's taxonomy places the organism in Eukaryota, Fungi, Ascomycota, Dothideomycetes, Pleosporales, Phaeosphaeriaceae. The record is from RefSeq and is a predicted model, not a curated record. The transcript has 4 exons.
AUGGCAGACGACGACAAGGACGCCGAGUUUGCUUUCAACCUAUUCUCUGACAUUGCGCCACUGCUUGCGCUAUUCGGAGACCAGUUCGCGAGGCAAUUUGCGAGCGAGAGCCUGACAUGGGUUGAUCAUCUGCUCUUUGCAAUGGUGCCUCUGGGUAUCAUAACAAGCAUAACAGGCGCUAUACGCGUUCAAGGUCCAAGAAUCAUAAAGUCCUUCAUUGGCCGCGGUAGGGAAAAUCGCGCACUCGCUGAAUUCGAAUUGAUGUCAUCUACAUCGAAGGAAGUAUGCGAAGUGUUCAACGGAAAGUCUGUCGUACGAGUUAUGGGCAAACCCACAAUAGCGCAGAUACUCAUAUUCCCACUAGAAUACGACACACUCCGGAAGAGAUAUGAAAAGGCGGAUCUCCAGAUGCUGACCCCAGAUACAUCGUAUGGGCUGAGUAAAGAAGCCGCUACGAUUACGAACAACAAACCCAUCAAUACAGACAAUUCAACAGAUGAUCUUUCAUGUGGCAUCCAUACUUUACAAACUGCGGCAUCCCCAGAGGGCUCAAGGGACAAGCUCAUGGAAUUGCGAAAAUAUCAAAGCCUCAGUUUCCAGAUCAUGCGCAGCCUCGUGGCACGUAUUCUGGGCAAAAAAAACACUAUGGACGAAGAUGAACUUGAUCGUGACAAGAUUUUUGAGUCGCUCGGUCCGCCCAAUCUUCAACUGGGUCUAUCUACCGAUCAGUUCGGUACGGGGUUUUUCAAGAAAAGACAUGAAAUCUUCAUCGCUGCAGUGGCUGCAGUACUGCUGCAAGCCAGCUUGAUAGCUGUUGCCACCAUAACAGUAUACCACGAACGCACUCGAAGGGCAAUAUCGUUUGAACCCAAAAGCUAUGGUUAUUCAUGCUAUAUCACUGGCUCUAUACUACUAUCCAUUGGCGUCGGGGUAUGCUCUUUGGCUGUGGAACGGAACACAGUCGAGUAUGAUUGGAGGCUAUUGGUCCAGAACAACGCGGAAGAGGAAUCCGUACCCAGGAGAACACCAGCAACCGAGGGAAACGCUAACAUAGACCAUAGCCCUCGACUAUUGUGGUUACAGCAGAGCCAGGAAGUCAAUGACCAGUCGUUCGGUGGUUACACAAUCCUAGCUGGACCAAAAUAUCAUGUCAUCACAUCCAGCCGCAUCGAAGAUAUGAAACCAAUGCGCGGGUCAACCGAUGCCUCGGGACAAAGAAGGCGGUCUAGAGACAGAUAUGGCAAACACAUCAAUGCCGACUCAUAUCACACAAAGCCUACGAGAAGAUAUGUCGGUACUGAUUUAGUCGCUAACUAG